AUGUACCGCCGGAUGCAGUGGGACCAGGAACUGUCGGGCCACUACCACGAGUUCAUGUCCGAGUAUGAGAACCUCGGGCACAUGCGGCGUCUCACUGCCGAGGAGCUCACCGCACAUCAGGGACCGGCCGUCUACAUCCCGCAUCAUGGAAUCUGGCAACAUCACGAUCGAGGACGGAAACUGCGCGUCGUCUUCAACGCCUCGAGACCCACAUCCUCGGGAUACAGCCUGAACGACGCGCUGCACGCCGGGCCGAAGCUACAAGGGCACGUGACCACCGUGCUCACUAGGUGGAGGCUGCACCGUUACGCCUUUUGCGCGGACAUCCAGAUGAUGUUCCGCCAGAUCCGCGUGAGGCCAGAGGACGUCCACCUCCAGAGAGUGCUGUGGAGCCAGGACGCAGACUCCCCCGCCCACCACUACGCGCUGCAAACCGUCACUUACGGCGAGGCCUGCGCACCUUACCUGGCCCUCCGGACCAUCAGACAGCUCUGCGCCGACGAGGGCUCCCGCUUCCCACUCGCCCGAGAGGCCGCUGAGAACGACCUCUACAUGGACGACUUCCUCAGCAGUGGCCACAGUUUGGAGGCAACCCGACGCCUCAGGGACCAGCUGAUCGCGCUCCUCACGGCGGGCGGCUUCCACCUGCGGAAGUGGGUGGCCAGCGACCCCGCCUUGCUUGAGGACAUCGCCGUGGACGAUCGCCUUCGACCCAACUGGGUCCAUCUCUCGGCGGACGGACCAGUCACCGAGCUCGGAGUAGGCUGGAGCCCGACCACCGACCGAUUCCGGUUCAGGCCUCCCGCCUCGCCUCAUCCCGGGCUUCAGCUGACUAAGCGCAAGGUCCUCGCCGAGCUCUCCAGUAUCUUCGACCCGACAGGAUGGCUGGCGCCAAUCACCCUCGUAGCUAAAAUGAUCGUGCAGGAUCUGUGGAGAGCGAAGCUGAGCUGGGACGAGAUCCUCCCACAGGCGUGGCAGGACAAGUGGUCCGCAUUCCGCUCCACGAUCCUCGCGGCCACCGAGAUCGACAUCCAUCGAUGGAUCGGGCUCGCACCCGACAAGAACCUCCAGCUCCACGCGUUCGCCGACGCCAGCCGCCGCACCCUAGCCGCCGCAGUCUACUCGCGGGUCACCGACAAGGACGGAAGCGUCACCACCGCCCUACUCAACGCUCGGACCAAGCUCUCCUCCAUCAAGAGCCUCCAGUCAGCGUCAACCGGUCGCCUGCGCAUGACAAUCCCGCGACUGGAACUGCGUGCGGCUCUCAUCGCCUCGCAGCUUCUUACCACCACCGCCUCCGCCCUCAAGGUCCCGAUCUCGGCCUGCCACCUUUGGAGCGACUCUCGCGUCGCACUGCAUUGGCUGCAGUCCGACGAACCGGUGGGGAACGACCUCGUGGACAACUACAUCGCCCACGUCCAGGAAUUGAUUGCCGGAGCAGCCCUUCACCACGUGCCCACCACCGACAAUCCCGCGGACAUCGCCUCUAGGGGGGUCGGUUCGGACGCCCUCAAGGACCACCGCCUCUGGUAG
Messenger RNA from Phymastichus coffea, 1533 nucleotides. RefSeq lists its product as uncharacterized. The record is from RefSeq and is a predicted model, not a curated record. NCBI's taxonomy places the organism in Eukaryota, Metazoa, Arthropoda, Insecta, Hymenoptera, Eulophidae. The transcript has a single exon. The coding region runs from base 1 to 1533 and encodes 510 amino acids.